GAGGAGACAGAGAAGAUGGCUGAUGAGAGUGAGAGAGGUAUGAAGGUCAUCGAAAACCGAGCCAUGAAGGAUGAGGAGAAGAUGGAGCUCCAAGAGAUGCAGCUGAAGGAGGCCAAGCAUAUUGCUGAAGAGGCAGACCGCAAGUAUGAGGAGGUUGCCCGUAAGCUGGUGAUCCUGGAGGGGGAUCUGGAGCGCUCCGAGGAGAGAGCAGAGGUGGCCGAGAGUAAAUGUGGGGACCUUGAGGAGGAACUGAAAAUUGUCGCCAACAACCUCAAAUCUUUGGAGGCCCAGGCUGAUAAGUAUUCCACCAAGGAGGAUAAAUAUGAGGAGGAGAUCAAGCUGCUGACAGACAAGCUGAAGGAGGCUGAGACUCGGGCAGAGUUUGCUGAGAGGUCUGUGGCAAAGUUGGAGAAGACCAUUGAUGAUUUAGAAGACGAGGUCUAUGCCCAGAAGAUGAAGUACAAGGCCAUCAGCGAGGAGCUGGACAAUGCACUGAAUGACAUCACCUCCCUCUGA
Ailuropoda melanoleuca (giant panda) is the source of this 516-nucleotide messenger RNA. RefSeq names its product tropomyosin beta chain-like. Bases 16 to 516 code for a protein of 166 amino acids. NCBI's taxonomy places the organism in Eukaryota, Metazoa, Chordata, Mammalia, Carnivora, Ursidae. The record is from RefSeq and is a predicted model, not a curated record. The transcript has a single exon.